GCAUCCGGCACCGCCGCGCUGCCAGACCCCGCUCUGCACCCAAAUUCUGCUAAAACAGCCCCAAAUUCUGCUGGAACGGCCCCAAAUCCUGCUGCAACAGCCCCAAAUCCUGCUGCCUGACCAGUCCCAGCUGUCCCAAGCCGAGGGGAAGGGAAGGUUGGAAAGCUCUGAGCCCAGGUCCUGCUGCCUGUCUGUGUCCCCCCAGGCCCUGGAGACGCCUCAGCAGGAGGAUGAACCUUUGUGCAUGCUGGAUUCCUGCUGUCACCUCAUUUGCCACCUUGAUACUCUACCCUCUCCUCUUGCUGACCCUUUACACCAUGCUCAGCAGGAAAAUUGCCCAGCAUUCCUGCAGGAUGCAGGUGAGCAGCAGCCCUGGGGAGCAUCCCAGCCCUCAGCCCACCCCAGCUCCAGCCUCAGCACCGGGAGGGGACACAGCACAAAACCAGCCUGGGGCACAGAAACAGCCUGGGGCACCAAACCCAGCCCCAGCCUAUGCAGGGAGCAGUGACACAUCUUCGGACACCUCAGAGGACUCAGAUGACCCUUCCUGCCCUCAGGGCCGUGGCUCAGAGAAAAACAUCAAUUACACAUCCCUGGUGUUCCCAGGGAAAGGCCCCGAGCCAGGCUCUGCCCGGGACUACGAGAACGUGAAGUCUGGCAUGGAUUAUGUCAAUGUGGACCCAAAGAAAAGGAAAACACAUUUCUGGCCCUUCUCCAGCCCCAGGGCAUCCAAGGGUGUGGAGUACACCGAGGUGAAGCUGUGACACUGCUGUGGAGCUGUGACACUGCUGUGGAGCUGUCACACCAGGGUGAAGCUGUCACACCAGGGUGCUGCUGCUCAGAGGUGCCCAGAGCCCCCAGCAGCUGCACAGCUGGCACUGUCCCCUUUCCCCAGGGACUGCCUGGCACGGCCUGCAGCACUUGUACCACCCCCAGCCACAGGCACAGCUUCCUUGGCUUUUCCUUAAAGGCUCCACUGUUCCUGAGGGCUGUGGGGUGGGGCAGGGGAAGGCUCCUCCCAGCCGGGCUGGAAUCAGCUCUCCUCUUCUGUGCCAUGGCCUUUUCCCCCUCAUUGCAUGAAAGCAAAAGAAACAUCCCCCCCUUGCCACUCAAAGUGGGCAGUUCAGGGAGGGAGAUGCAGUGAUCCUCCAUCCUGCACUGAGCUGGCUGGCAGCUCCUCUCAGUCUUGUUGUUUUGCUCAUCAGCCUCAUAAAAUCCUUUUAAAUACAAUUUUUCCAUUAGCUUUUCCCUCUCCCUGUCUCCCACCUUUUGCUUUCCCUGCUUUGUCCCUGCUCCAGGUGCUGGGGUCGGUCUCUCCCACCUGGGCCAUGUCCCUGCUCCUCGCUCUGCAUUUUGUUACUUCUGAAUUUUCCAGAAAUAAACUUCCAAAGUGCCUGGGAAUGGGAAUGGUGUCCCAGUGGGAGCUGUGUGAGGGGGAUGGAGCUGCUGCCUCCCAGCACAGGGAGGAAUGGAGCUGCUGUCUCCCCUUCCUCAGGGCUGGAGCUGCCCCAAGUGUGUUUUAAUGGGCUGAGUGAUGCUGUGAUUUAAUGAAAGGCUGUGAGACCAUUGAUUUGGGAUUGAUCAGUGGCAGGGGGAGCCAGGCACUCCUGCUUUCAUGACCUCAUGGACCCAGCUUGAAGGGCACAUGAAGGAAAAUAUUCCCAAAAUCCCCAACAAUUGGA
Molecule: messenger RNA, 1682 nt
Organism: Serinus canaria (Common canary)
Lineage: Eukaryota; Metazoa; Chordata; Aves; Passeriformes; Fringillidae
Gene: RHEX
Product: regulator of hemoglobinization and erythroid cell expansion
Exons: 6
Coding region: 231-764 (177 amino acids)
Cellular component (GO): plasma membrane
Source: RefSeq, a predicted model, not a curated record